Molecule: messenger RNA, 2155 nt
Organism: Camarhynchus parvulus
Lineage: Eukaryota; Metazoa; Chordata; Aves; Passeriformes; Thraupidae
Gene: MICU1
Product: mitochondrial calcium uptake 1
Exons: 14
Coding region: 153-1604 (483 amino acids)
Biological process (GO): calcium import into the mitochondrion; mitochondrial calcium ion homeostasis
Cellular component (GO): uniplex complex
Molecular function (GO): calcium ion binding
Source: RefSeq, a predicted model, not a curated record
CCACGCCCUGUGCCCCGCCCCCGGAAGCGCGCGCGCGGCGGGCGGGGCGGCGGGAGCGGCGGCGGGGCUGAGAACAGGCCCCAGCUGAGAAAUACUUCCCUGUGUUCCCUGUGACCCCUUGACCUGCAAACUGGGAGCAAAUACACUACAGGAUGUUCCGGCUGCGCUUGCUGCCCGCGGCCGCGGGGCUGGCGGCGGUGGCGCGGCGUUCCCAUGGCACAGCCCUGCGCCCCGGCACCCGGCGUAGGCUCCUGGUGGCGGCUUUCCUCGGCACCUCUGCGGCCACAGCGAGUGCCAGAUUCCUCUGGCAGAGGGCCUAUGCAGAAGACUCUGUCAGACACGGCCCGAGGGCAGAGCCAGGGGAGAAGAUGAAGCAGGAGGAGGAGGAGGAGAGCAGCAGUAGCAGUGAGGGCAGGAGGGCAGUGGCCUCGGGCGAUGAGGAGGCGCCGGCCGAAGGGAAGAAGAAGAAGCGCUCCGGGUUCAGGGACCGCAAGGUGAUGGAAUAUGAGAACAGGAUCAGAGCCUACUCCACACCAGACAAAAUCUUCAGGUACUUUGCCACGCUGAAGGUCAUCAACGAGCACGGCGAGUCCGAGGUGUUCAUGACCCCGCAGGACUUCGUGAGAUCCAUCACCCCCAACGAGAAGCAGCCAGAGAACCUGGGCCUGGACCAAUUCAUAGUGAAACGCUAUGAUGGGAAGACUGAGAAGCUGUCCCAGGAGAGGGAGAAGUUUGCUGACGAGGACAGCAUCUUCUACGCGCUCGGAGAAUGCGGCCUCAUCUCCUUCUCCGACUACAUCUUCCUCACCACCGUCCUUUCCACUCCCCAGAGGAAUUUUGAAAUUGCCUUUAAGAUGUUUGAUCUGAACGGCGACGGCGAGGUGGACAUGGAGGAGUUUGAGCAGGUGCAGAGCAUCAUCCGCUCGCAGACCAGCAUGGGCAUGCGGCACCGGGACCGCUCCACCACCGGCAACACCCUCAAGACCGGCUUCAACUCCGCCCUCACCACCUACUUCUUCGGGGCUGACCUCAAGGGGAAGCUCACCAUCUCCCACUUCCUGGACUUCCAGCGCAAGCUGCAGCACGACAUUCUGAAACUUGAGUUCGAGAGGCACGACCCGGUGGAGGGGCGGAUCACGGAGCGGCAGUUCGGGAGCAUGCUGCUGGCCUACAGCGGGGUGCAGUCCAAGAAGCUCACUGUCAUGCUCAAGCAGCUCAAGAAGCACUUCCAGGAUGGAGAGGGGCUGACUUUUGAGGAGGUGGAGAACUUCUUCACUUUUCUGAAGAACAUAAAUGAUGUGGACACGGCUUUGAGCUUCUACCACAUGGCUGGAGCUUCUCUUGAUAAAGUGACCAUGCAGCAGGUGGCCAGGACCGUGGCCAAGGUGGAGCUGUCAGACCACGUGUGCGACGUGGUGUUCGCGCUCUUCGACUGCGACGGGAAUGGGGAGCUGAGCAACAAGGAGUUUGUUGCCAUCAUGAAGCAGCGGCUGAUGCGUGGCCUGGAGAAGCCCAAGGACAUGGGCUUCACGCGGCUCAUGAGGGCCAUGUGGAAGUGUGCCCAGGAGACAGCCUGGGACUUCACAGCUCCCAAGCAGCAGUAGUGGGGUUGGCAAGGAGCACCCCCAUUCCCUGGAUCAGCCCCUGGGCACAGCAGGGUGGCACCAGGCUCUGGAGAGCCCAGGCUGGCUGUGCCAGGAGGGUUUUGGCAAUCCAAGUUAGAAACCCACACCUGCUGAAUUUGCUUGCUGCUGGCUCCUCCAUCUUCCUCUCUCUCAGGAACAAGGAAAGGACUUUUACUGGCACCACCUCCGUGGCAUGAUGUGCCCUGCUCCACAGCUGGGCCCCAAAUCACCUUUAUUUAAUGCUAUGAAAAAUGGCAUGGGGGGGUUCUUUUGAUUCUCAGCCUGCUCCUCAGAAAAGCCAGGCAAUUCCUGGAUUCCCUGGAUCCCAGGCCAGGAUUGCAGCCAGCCAAAAGCCCUGUGCUGCACCUGCUGCAGAAGGGCAGCUAAAAGCAGUGCAGCUCUCCUGCCUCCUCCUGCUGCAGGAGCUCCCUGAUUCCCUGAAUGGGGAGUUGUACUGGGAAGGGCUGGCAGGUGUGGUUUGCUGGGGGCUGACCUCUGUAAAAUUCCUUGUAAAGAUGUUCCUCCCUGCA